CCUUCCACCGUGUCACAUGCUGCAAACAUCGCCCAGACAGCCGUGAUCGCGAUUGUGGACGAUGUACUCAGAUCGCAAAACAACGUUCUAAUUCUUCUUAGCAGCUGAACGAGAUCACCACCGAUAUCCAUUCCCAUCGCCGGAGCUUCCACCUCGCCAUCAUGGACCUCAUUCUAGCAGCUCACGAGCAGCAGGAGAAGAAGGGCAAUCUCUCCAAGGCAAUCGACGAUGUGCAGAAACUGAUCGAUUUGCUGCAAUCCACACGAGAUGCCGUCGCCGACACCCCGGACAAGGCAGUGCUUCAUCUGGCGAAGCUCUCCACUCCCGUGAAGCAGUCCUUCAGCAAGAUCGAGGAGGAUCUGAAGGAGGUUAAUAAAGGCAUCAACCAAUACUCAAAGGCGCUGAAAGACAAGUUCAAGAGCACGGUUUUGCCCACAAACGCUAGCGAUGCACUGACCAGCCAGCCGCAUCUUAUCAACCGUGCCAUCGCCAUGCAUCUGUUGCGCGAGGGCAAGUUCGAUGUUGCAAAGACCUUCGUGAGAGAGGUGAAAGAGCAUCCGCCGGCAGGAACGGAAGCAACAGGGACAGAAUUCAAUCAUGCCGCGGGAAUGGACUGGAUCGAAGAUCUCGCCGACGAAACGAUGCAAGAUAGCAGUGAAGACAGGCUGGAAACAGAAGGAGAACGGAGUGGGUUACAGCAGAAAUUCGCAGACAUGUAUCACAUUCUCGAUGCCCUGCGUAAUCAGCACAACCUCGAGCCGGCGAUAGAUUGGGCGCAUCACCACAGCCAUGAACUAGAACACCGUGGUUCGAACCUCGAAUUUGAACUGAGCAGGUUGAAGUUUGUGGAGCUCUAUCAUUCGAAAUCCGACGAAAUGACGGAUGGUGAACCAGACUAUCUCGCUGGUCCGGUGCGAGCGCUGGAAUACGCCCGCAAUGUCUUCCCCACCUUUGGCGAGCGUUACAGUCGGGAAACCUCGUCGCUUAGUGCCUCUCUUGCUUUCAGUCCCAAUCUGGAGGACUCUCCCUUCAACGCAUUAUUCCACAAUCAGUCCGCAUUCGAAGAAGCAUCCGUGUCCUUUACUCGGGAGUUCUGCGGCAUGCUAGGACUCUCAUCGCAGUCGCCACUAUACACAGCCGUCACAGCUGGCGGUAUUGCCCUUCCCGUGUUUGAGAAGUUUGAGCGCGUGAUGGCGCAAACAAGAGGGCAAUGGUCCAGUGUCAACGAGCUACCAGUGGAGACUCCCCUGCCACCUGGCUAUGCCUUCCACAGCAUCUUCGUCUGUCCUGUUAGCAAGGACCAGGCGACUGAUGCGAACCCGCCGAUGAUGCUACCUUGUGGACAUGUACUAGCUAAAGAGAGUUUGGAUCAGCAUAGCAAGGGCAAGAGCAGGAUGAAGUGUCCUUAUUGUCCCCAAGAGUGCCACCCAAGAGAUGCUAAGAGAGUCUACAUUUAGACACGACAUGGUGCAGACGAAACGUUGGGAAGGAACUCGGCAUUAUGGAGCCAAGGCCGGCACAUGACUACCUUAGAAAACCGUAUCGGCCCCUCUGGACUGUCUACGUCGUUCCAAGGUGUUCCGGUGCCCUCAAGCUACGUAGCUAUCCCUGAAGCAUUCACCUCGAGACUGAAGAAGGAUUACCGAAAUGCAAUUGAGUGCGAUGCAAACUUCAUCUCGGCGAAAAAGACUCCCUCACUUCCGGACCUUCACGUAUGCAAUGUGCC
Cercospora beticola is the source of this 1726-nucleotide messenger RNA. RefSeq names its product ubiquitin-protein ligase RMD5 (gene RMD5). NCBI's taxonomy places the organism in Eukaryota, Fungi, Ascomycota, Dothideomycetes, Mycosphaerellales, Mycosphaerellaceae. Gene Ontology annotation, molecular function: protein binding; ubiquitin protein ligase activity. Gene Ontology annotation, cellular component: nucleus; cytoplasm; GID complex. Gene Ontology annotation, biological process: proteasome-mediated ubiquitin-dependent protein catabolic process. The record is from RefSeq and is a predicted model, not a curated record.